Messenger RNA from Monomorium pharaonis (pharaoh ant), 4946 nucleotides. RefSeq names its product extracellular signal-regulated kinase 2 (gene Erk7). The transcript has 11 exons. Gene Ontology annotation, molecular function: ATP binding; MAP kinase activity. Lineage: Eukaryota; Metazoa; Arthropoda; Insecta; Hymenoptera; Formicidae. Gene Ontology annotation, biological process: intracellular signal transduction; protein phosphorylation. Gene Ontology annotation, cellular component: cytoplasm; nucleus. The coding region runs from base 79 to 2337 and encodes 752 amino acids. The record is from RefSeq and is a predicted model, not a curated record.
CGCAUUGUCGUGCGGAGGGUCGCGUGGAAAAAAAUUGCCUCGACCGGGGGUCGCCCACCCGAAUGUACGAAGAUGUGAAUGCGCCGCGACGGCUCGCACUUCUCUCCGUCCGAAAGACUCUCAUCCACGUGCGAAUACUCCCUCGAUUUAGGACCGUGUCUCGAGCGACCUGAGGACUCCGUCGACGGCGUCGCCGCUGCGACGAUGUCGGGGAAGAAGGCUGUAGAGAAGGUCUCCGAGAUUGACGCGCAUAUCAGCAAACAGUACGACAUAGUGCGACGUCUCGGUAAAGGGGCUUAUGGUAUAGUAUGGAAGGCGAUCGAAAGGAAAAAGAAGAACACAGUUGCGGUAAAGAAGAUCUUCGACGCCUUCAGAAAUCAGACAGAUGCGCAGCGCACGUUCCGCGAGAUUAUGUUCUUACUGUCGUUCGCCAAUCACGAGAACAUUAUAAAGCUAAUUGGACUGCAUAAGGCGGACAACGAUCGGGACAUUUACCUCGUUUUCGAGUACAUGGAAACCGAUCUUCACAACGUCAUUAAGCGGGGCAACAUCCUCAAGGACAUCCAUAAGGUCUUCAUCAUGUACCAACUGUUUAAGGCGAUCAAGUACAUACACUCGGGCAACGUUAUCCACAGAGACUUGAAGCCGUCCAAUGUGCUCCUGAAUGCGCAGUGUCAUUGCAAAAUUGCGGACUUUGGUCUGGCACGUUCGGUUACGCAGAUCGGCGAGGGUGAUGGCGAGACGGGAAGCGAUCCAACUUUGACGGACUACGUCGCCACUCGGUGGUAUCGCGCACCAGAGAUUCUCAUAGCUUCAAAAAGGUACACAAAGGGAAUAGAUAUGUGGUCGUUAGGCUGUAUUCUCGGUGAAAUGUUGCUCGGAAAGCCGCUCUUUCCCGGCUCAUCUACGAUAAACCAAGUCGAGAGAAUAAUGAUAACCUUGCCUCCACCGACAGAUGAAGAUCUAAUAUCAGUCAGCGCCGGUUAUGGAACCAAUUUGUUAGAAAAAACACCUAACAGACCUAGACGCACUUUAAGAGAUUUAUUGCCGGAAGUGUCAAGGGAAGCUUUAGACCUUAUUAGCAAUUUAAUAGUCUUCAAUCCCACGCAACGAUUUACCGCAGUUGAAGCGCUAGAGCAUCCGUAUGUUGCCGAUUUUCACAGAAGGGGCAACGAACCAGAAAGAGGCUCUAGCGUUGUACCAUUGUUAAGUGACGAUGUGCAGCUCUCAGUCGACGAAUAUAGAAAUAAGCUUUACGCCAUGAUGGACGAAAAGCAUCGAAAACACAAAAAUAUGUCAAAAUCCAGACUGCGGCGAUUAUCUGAAAGUAUUAGAAAAGAAACUAGCAACAGUAAGAGUAACACGGUGAUCGGCCAUGGUGACACGAUUGUCGCGUGCUCGUCAUUGCCAAAUAAGAAGGCGAUCAGACCGUCUCAAAGCGAUAAUUCUACGCACGGCAUUACAAGAACGCAAAUGGUAAGUAACUCCAUAGAGGCGCCGGCACAGGAGACUUUCACGAACACUCGGCAUAACGUUAGGAACGUGGCGACACAGUACGCUUGUAACUUGGCGAACGGAAACAUACCCCCAGCAACGGCCAAAAGUUGCUUCUACUUUAAUCAGCAGCAACAGCAGCAGCAGCAGCAACAGCAUCACCAACUGUCCAAGUCUCAGCGUUCCAUUCAGUCAGAUCAAAUGGCUAUGUACGGUACCGGAAGCAGAUCGAACCAAUUAGCAACAACAGCACAACGCGUCAAGCCACGAAGAGCCUCCAGGCAGCAGGUCUUCACACAGGCGCAGAGGACUUUUGCCUCUGCAUCCGUUAAUUGCCGCGGCGACAAUCAUCGGCCUAAAACAAUGCCGGCGAAGCUGAUCAGGAUCAGCGACAGUCCGAGCAGCAUCAGACAAUCCAGCAGCGUCGCGAGGACCGUCGCUAGGACUCUGGAUGUUAAGACCGCGGGGGGUGGAAUCAGCAGCCCGGAGUCGCCGUACGUCAGCAACCAUCCUCAGGCCGUCCGCAGCUAUCUGAAUCAGACGGUGCCGUUGGUGGCGAUGCAGCAGCAUCUUCGAAAUCGCACGUCCUGCGGCAGGGAUAGCUUGGACAGAUCGUUCGCUGUUGCAGAUACCGUGACAACCAACAGUCGCGUUAAAAAUGCGGCGCGCGGUCAGGAUGGUAGGCUACACACGAGGCACAACUUCGACGCCGGCUACGUCGGGCAGAGGAAGUCGUCGACGACGUGCGACAAGUCGAGGUUCCUGAACAGUCACAGCCAGAGUCACGGGGUGAUAGCGGAGUCGGUUUACAAGGAUCUUUGUAACGGGACUAUAGGGUGGUGAGGCUGCAGCGAAUAGGCUUCGCAGGGGAUGAAGUAUUAUCGGACGGGACAGUCGCGCGACGAUCGCUCUGCUUUCCUUUCGACGAGAUCUGCAAGUCGAUCGUGCACGCGAGUCCUUGUCAGUUUUCUUUUUACGUUGGAGGGAUAACAAUACCUCCAGACUUCUGUGCACGACGAGUUUAAGAACGGAAUCUGGAAAAAUCUACGGUUGAAAUUAUUUUAUAAGGUCGAACAUUAAACACAUUUUCAUAAAAAAUAUCGCACUUGUCUAUAUUUCUUCUAAAUUUAUUUUGUUGUAAUUAUUAUGUAUAUUCAUGUAUAUAUAAUUACAUAUUUUUUAUACAUUUGUCUUGUGCUAAUGCAAACAACAUUUUGUAGUAAUUAUAUUUACACUUAAAUUACAUUAAAAAAUUUAAAAAAAUAUAUUUAUAGUACGGUUUGCAAUAAUUUAGUAAACAAUUUUACGGAAAAAUAGAAAAUAUAGUAAAAACUUUCGUUAAUAAUCUCGUGAUAAGAAGCAAGCGAUCGUCCUAGACUACCCUAGAGUUUGCUCGAUCAUCCUCGUGCAAAAAGCAUAGCUUCACGAUACAAGGUUCCUGAGUAAAUAAAGUUUACACGAAAUAAAUGCAAGAAAUAAACGCUAUCAAUAUGCUUUCAGAAUUUCGAGUUUCCACGGGUAUAAUCGGAAAUGCCAGUCACAGAAGUGACGUCCUAAACAUCAAAGUUCUCAAGCAAAUAUGAUUCUAAGACCGCUAUGACUACUUUAUACUAUGAUUAUCUUUUAUACCAUGUAAAAUAUCAAAGUGAGAAAUGGGCGUGUGAAUCUCUCCUUUUUUAUAAUAAAAAUGUGACAAUAAGCGAGAUCAUAUAGGAGAUCAAAGUUUUUUUUUAUGAAAAGAAAAACAAACAUCGAUUUUGAGAAAUCGAGAAACAGAAGCGAAUUUAAUUGCGCGAAGACUUGCAGAGAUCAUCCCGUGGGAAUACGAAAAGCAACGUAGGAGCUUAGGACGAUAAGCGAUACAAUUCACGUGGGGCCAUACAGCGGAGUAUAUGACAUACAUAUUUUUCUAUGAUAUUUUAUUUAUAUGUCGUGAAUAUAUGAACACGUACGCGACACACGCAUACACGCAUAUUCGCACGCACGCACACAUACUAGUAGGUAUACGUCUUCGAUUUAGUGUACAAAUCUCAUUGUAUCAUACAUUAUGUCGUAAUAUCUUUGUGCAGCGAUGAUCGAGAGCGCUCGGAAUCAUUUGCGACUUAUACGUAUUAUGAAAAUAAAAUUUUAAUAAAAAAAAGAAAAGAAAGAAAAGAAAGAAUUCUUUCAUAUUAAAUAGAAAGCAACUGAUAAUCGUGCUUUUCCCCGAAUAAACGUGAUUGACAAUUUGUUAAAACAAUAAGGAAUAAUUUUUGCCUUUAUUCUGCUGUUGAUCUUUCUUGUCGUCUUUCGACGAAUCAGUCUGUAUAUUCAAAAGGUUAUAGGUAUUUCUCUCACUUCAAUUUCUGUAUUACUAUUGUUUAAAUAUCCAAUCUGUGCUGCAUUAUCGGAACAGCACACCUGUGUAUUCUUAACCUUCGUUGAUAUAUCGGGAUCAGCUGCAUAUUUUUGUCAGCGAUCGAUCGUUAUCGCGUUCUUCAACAAUAAAAAAAAAAUUUUCAUACAUAUCGCAAGGCAUUUUUUUACGCGUAUCAAAUUAUGAAAUGUUUAUGCGAGAUGCAACCGCGAGAUGUCAACAGCGUGUUUAUUGAAUUUAGAUUAGAAUUCACUGUAUAUCUAAUUUUCCGAACUUUUUGAAAUUCGAUUGCCUUUAGAGAAAACUCUUUGAAAGAUUGCUUAAUUAUAAAAUUUUAAAAGCUUAUUUGUAGCUGGCGCUUAAUUCCUUAUUAGUAUAAUCGAAAGAUGGCUUCUUAGAAACUAUAAAACCUGCAAUCAUUGAGUAUGUCAGUAAUAUAACGAAACUUUGGGUCGAUUGUUCCAACUUCUUGUUAAUAUUCUUACCUAUCAGGUAAAUAUAUGUUUGUCUUUAUUUAUUUAAGAAAAGAAAUGAAGAUGGAUACAUGCUUAUCUGGUAGGUAAGUUUACCAAGAAGUUGGAACAACCGGCCUUUAAACAUACAAUAAGAGUAAGGAAAGAAAGGAAAAAAAACGUAAAAAAAAAUAAAGUAAAUAAGAAUUUUUUUUUAAAUAACGUUUUUAUUUAGUAGAAGUAAUAAGUUAAUAUUACAGUUUAAUCAUCUUCACCCGUAAAACAUUGUGCUUAGAAACAGCUGAAGUGAAAGACAAUUUAAGCAAAGAGUGCGCGCGUGUUUAUGGAGUUAAAUUUAAAUUUAUGUAAACGAUACAAAGUCCAAAAUUGGUUUAUAGGAUGUCUUUAAAACAUUUCUGCGCAGUAUUUUUAAGAUAUGUUUUUAAGAUUAUUUUUGCGGAGUUUCUUCAAAACGUUUCUUAGACGUCUUAUGAUUUUAGAUUUUGUUUGAGUAUAUGUACGUUGUAAAUUAAGAUUGUAUGUGUUAUAUUAAAAAUUUUUCGUAUAUGUGUGAGAAUCUGAUAUGUAUGUAUGUUGUAAUGUAAAAAUGGAUAGGAGAACAAUAAAAUAUAUACAUAUAUCCA